Echinostoma caproni is the source of this 1119-nucleotide messenger RNA. NCBI's taxonomy places the organism in Eukaryota, Metazoa, Platyhelminthes, Trematoda, Plagiorchiida, Echinostomatidae. The record is from the annotation of a GenBank genome assembly.
AUGGAAUGGUUUCAGAGUAAUCAGACCACAAUGGAUGAAGUGGCACGAGAUAUGUUUGAUUUAAUCAUAGCCGAUUAUUUGGAUCAUUUGAUGUUCUGUGCGAAUGCUCCCAUGUCUGUCAAUAGUUCUUUGCCAAACAGCGAAGUCAGUUGUUUGGCCUCAUCCGGUAUCCCGGUUCAACCAACAAUCGCAUUGGGUGGAUUUAAAGGAAAAAACUACAAUGAAUCCACUUGUAUCGUGUUGACCUUUCUCGUGAACAACAAUCCGGAUCCGAGAUCACCCCAGGUGAAGAAAGCCGAAUUAUGGGAAUCUGAAUACAUUCGGACUGUGAACGAAUGGGCACGGAAUCAUAGUGAAACUGUAAUUGUAUCUUUCCAGGCUGAGCGAUCCGUGGAAGAUGAAAUCAAUCGUCAGUCAGAUGCCGAUAUCCUGAUCGUGCUCAUCAGCUAUCUGGUCAUGUUCGUCUAUGUGAGCAUUUUCUUGGCUUCUUAUCGGAGUUGCCGAACUCUUUUUGUGGACUUGCGCAUCACUCUCGGUCUGGGCGGUGUUCUGAUUGUGAUCCUAUCCGUGGUCUCCUCGGUUGGCAUGUGGAGCUAUGUGGGCACACCGGCCACACUGAUCAUUAUUGAAGUGAUCCCGUUUCUGGUUUUGGCUGUCGGUGUGGACAAUAUUUUUAUCCUGGUACACGAUUUCGAAUUUGAUGAACAAGAAGCGGACCAGAUUCUGUGCUCCGAGGAACGUCGUCAGAACUGUGCGGUGGGACGAUCCAAUCCGGAUUGGGCUUCACAAGUCGGAGAUGAUGUGCCGUUGCAUCCGCAUCCGAAUCUCACACAGACUAUUCGUGCGAUUGUGGCCGCUCGCGUCGGUCGAACACUCGGUCGUGUGGGACCGUCCAUCCUGUUGACCAGUGUUGCCGAAUCGGUGGCUUUCUUUUGUGGCUCUCUGACCUCGAUGCCAGCCGUGCGAGCGUUUGCCUUGUACGCCGGUGUAGCUAUUCUGUUCAACUUCCUGCUCCAAAUAUUCGCAUUUGUCGCCUUGCUCACUCUGGACGCUCGUCGACGUGCGGUAAGUAUGAACAUCACUUACACUAUCCUGUUACAAAUCAUUUUCCUACAUUGA